Messenger RNA from Eremothecium cymbalariae DBVPG#7215, 219 nucleotides. RefSeq names its product Ksh1p (gene KSH1). Lineage: Eukaryota; Fungi; Ascomycota; Saccharomycetes; Saccharomycetales; Saccharomycetaceae. The record is from RefSeq and is a predicted model, not a curated record. Bases 1 to 219 code for a protein of 72 amino acids. Gene Ontology annotation, biological process: intracellular transport; protein secretion. The transcript has a single exon.
AUGUCUGCGCUUUUCAAAUUUAGCUCUUUGCUUCAGAUUAUUUUGUUAUUGAUUUGUUCUAGCACUUACGUGCAUUGUCAAUGGCCAUCUUUGCUGGAACGUUACAAGCAACAUGGUGUGUUGAGCAUAUUUUGGAAGUUUGCCAGGAUUGGUGAGAGGGCUAGCCCUUAUGUAUCAUUGGCGUGCAUUGUUAUGGUUGCCAACCAGUUUAAUAGUUGA